Molecule: messenger RNA, 1582 nt
Organism: Pangasianodon hypophthalmus (striped catfish)
Lineage: Eukaryota; Metazoa; Chordata; Actinopteri; Siluriformes; Pangasiidae
Product: 14-3-3 protein beta/alpha-A
Exons: 6
Coding region: 198-932 (244 amino acids)
Biological process (GO): signal transduction
Cellular component (GO): cytoplasm
Source: RefSeq, a predicted model, not a curated record
AAGCGGAUGUGUCAAGUUUAGCGGAAGUGGUACAGCCCAGAGACAGAGAAGAACGAGAGGAGGACGGACACUCCAAGCCGAGCUUUCAUAGAGAAAAAGCGGGACUAAACCCUAUUUAAACCGCAAUUUAGCAAGAAGCUGAAAUCUCGUCACCUCAGUUUUAACGCCGGUUCUGUGUCUGUCCUCGCAGUCUGACAAUGGACAAGAGCGACCUGGUGCAGAAAGCCAAGCUGGCCGAACAGGCGGAGCGCUAUGAUGAUAUGGCCGCCGCCAUGAAGGCAGUGACCGAGGGCGGCGGCGAGCUGUCCAACGAAGAGCGCAACCUGCUGUCCGUGGCCUACAAGAACGUGGUCGGUGCACGCCGCUCCUCCUGGCGUGUCAUCUCCAGCAUCGAGCAGAAGACUGAGUCCAACGAGAAGAAGCAGCAGAUGGCGCGCGAGUACCGUGAGAAGAUCGAGGUUGAGCUGCAGGAAAUCUGCAACGAUGUUCUGGGUCUCCUGGAAAAGUAUCUCAUUCCCAAUGCCUCUCAGGCUGAGAGCAAGGUGUUCUACCUGAAGAUGAAAGGAGAUUAUUAUAGAUACCUGUCUGAGGUUGCAUCUGGGGAGUCCAAGAGCUCUACGGUCGAUAACUCUCAGAAGGCCUACCAGGAUGCGUUUGAGAUCAGCAAGAAAGACAUGCAGCCCACACACCCCAUCCGGCUCGGUCUGGCUCUCAACUUCUCCGUCUUCUACUAUGAGAUCCUGAACUCACCCGAGAAGGCCUGCAACCUUGCCAAGACGGCCUUCGAUGAAGCCAUCGCUGAGCUCGACACCUUAAAUGAGGAUUCCUACAAAGACAGCACCUUGAUCAUGCAGUUACUAAGGGACAAUCUUACCCUGUGGACGUCGGAAAACCAGGGUGACGAGGCAGAUGCAGGCGAGGGAGAGAACUAGAGGAGCCACACUGAUCUCCAAACACCCGCACACACACCCCCCAUCUUACUUAAAAAAAAAAAAAAAUUUAAAAAAUACACAAAUGGCUUCCUCUGAAACCCCCCACCCACCCUGCUUUCCAUUCUCCAUCCUUUUUCCAUCAGCAGCCUGCUCCCUGUACCCACCCUCCCACGAUCAGCAUGAGAUGCACCCGAUGCGAUACACACACUGAUGCCUCUUGCGCAGGCUCCGGCGGCAGGGAUGUGAGGGAGGGAGGGUUUGCGGGGUGACAUGCCAUUUUCAGCAGGUCCGCUCAUUUUGUUUGUGAAAUUCAACACGGUUGUACUGAAUAUCAGAUCCAUAUUUGUUAAGUGCAUGAGUGAGCGUGUGUGUGAGAGUCUGAGUGAGUGUAUGGUAUGAUAGUGUGACUGAGUUGUUGUUCAUGUGAGUGUGUGUGUGUUUUGGAGUCGGGGGUUAUAAACUCUAAAAGUCCUUCCUGAUGAUUCCUUUUUUUUUUUUUUUUUUUUUUUUCUUUUCCCAUUUUUUUCCACCUUAGCUGGUUGUGCAUUUUCAUCCUUAUUUUUUUGUUACGGAUUUUUUUAGUGUAAUUCGUCAUGGUAUUUGCAGGUUUUAUUGUAUGGUUAUUAAACUGGCAGUUUAUUUUCACCAAA